ACGCAUCCUGUCGAUACAAUCAAUUUUAAGCAUAUUAAUAUGUACUAUUUAGUUUUUAUUUGUAUGACAAUCAAAUGAAUAAAAAUGAAACCGUUUGAAGUACAUUCAGCCCUGGGGGUUUUCGGCGACAGGUAGAAAAAACACAAAAAACGGCACCAAUGAAUGCAAAAGUAUCAAUCUGUACUCAUCUCGUACUAGUGAAUUAUCCGCUUACACAAGCGCCAAAUGUAAUGCUUGUUUUCGUAUUUGUUCGUACUUUGUUGUUCUCGAGUGUUUGUGUGUGAAUGUUGCUGCUGCGACUUGAAUUUCCUUAACCCUAAGUGAUUGUUUUCCGGCAGUGCACUCAACCGCCACUAGAUGGAGACAAUCACCAAGCUCGGCGGUGGUCCCCUGUUUUGACCACCACAGUCAGUGUGAGCGUUUAAGUUGAAUUCUUUGAAACAGGGCAGCACAUCGGAGGAGUGCUCGGAAGACGUGAGGUUGUGGGUUGUGGGUUGGAAUCCGGCCUCACGCGCGACCCUCAUGAGGAUAAGAGCUAUUUAUGGAACAUGGCAAAGGUCAACUUCAAAUGACAUGUUGCUUCCCAACAGCGAGUAACUCAUAAGCAGUCCCAAGGAAGUACAGAGGAGAAAUAGUGAAUCAUCUCACUCGCAGUUUUUGUGUUUCUAAGAAAAGACAUUUUGACAUCUUUGAACAGACGGUCGUUAUUUUGGAUGAUGAUUAUUUACAGCGCGAAAAAGAGAAAAGCGUGUGUGUCGUCUUGACGGCCUGCUGUUUUCUGCUGCGGGAAUGUUUCAGCAGCUCCACAGGAAACUUCCAAAGAUGGGGGGAUGCGUUUUCAAUUGUGCCUUUAAAAGUGUUCCAAGAUACACUUGGGCUUGCUGAUGACGUCAUCGCCCCAACUUGGGGCAGCGGUGUUGAUUUGAAGCAUUCAAAGUUGUCGGUCGGAGUGAGAAGAAAUAUGUGCUGUCGCGUGGCGAUGCCGCUCGUCGGACUCUUUGUGUGCGAUCACCAGCUUUCGGGUGUUGUCGUCAUGACAACAUCAGGGAGGCGUCUCGCUCGGCCGGCUGAGGCGAACACACGAUGCUUCUUGACCUCUUUCCACUCAUCCAUUCAUCCUGCCAUCCUUCCACCACGCAUCAACAGGAUGGCGUCGUCGAGGAAGUGAGCCCCCUUGCCCCCCCUUGCCCCCACUUGCCCCGCGAGCACAGCUGGCCAUGUCGUCCUGGGCGGACGCCUGGCGCCGCACGCGCUGGCGGCUUCUGCGCACCAAGCCCGUGGGGGCCAUGGCGCACGGGGGCGGGGACCCGUCGGAGCUGGCCAAGGUGCUGACCGCCCUGGACCUGGUGUCGCUGGGAGUGGGCAGCUGCGCGGGCACCGGCAUGUACGUGGUCGCCGGGCUGGUCGCCAAGUCCGUGGCCGGGCCGGGCGUCGUCCUGUCCUUCGUCGUCGCCGCCGCCGCGUCCGUUUUGUCCGGCGUGUGCUACGCGGAGCUCGGCGUGCGCGUGCCCAAGACGACGGGCUCGGCGUACACGUACAGCUACGUGACGGUCGGAGAGUCGGUGGCCUUCCUGAUCGGCUGGAACCUGAUCCUGGAGUACCUGAUCGGCACGGCCGCGGGGGCGUCGGCCCUCGGCGCCGCGUUCGACUCGCUGGCCGACCGCGGCGUCUCCCGCUACGCGAUGGCGCACCUGGGCGCGCUCAGAGGACUCGGCAAAGGCGAGGAGACGUUUCCCGACCCGCUGGCCAUGUUCAUCGCGCUGCUGGUCACGCUGAUCGUGGCGCUGGGCGCGCGCAACUCGGUGGGUCUCAACAACGUCCUGAACGGGAUCAACGCGCUGGUCUGGGUCUUCGUCGUCACGGCCGGACUGUUCUUCCUGUCUGCCGAGAACUGGGAGGGCGGAGAGUUUCUGCCCUACGGCUGGUCGGGGGUGAUGCGGGGCGCGGCCACCUGCUUCUACGCCUUCAUCGGCUUUGACAUCAUCGCCACCGCGGGAGAAGAGGCCCACGACCCCAACGGCGCCAUUCCCCGCGCCAUCACCGCCUCGCUGCUCACGUGUCUCUGCGCUUACGUGUCGGUGAGCGUGAUCCUGACCCUGAUGGUCCCGUACGACCGCAUCGAUGGCUCGGCGCCGCUCGUGGAAAUGUUCGCGGCGCGCGGCUUCCUGUGGGGGAAGUACGUCGCGGCGGCGGGAUCCGUCGCCGGCCUCGGCGCCUCGCUGCUGGGCUCGCUGUUCCCCAUGCCGCGCAUCAUCUACGCCAUGGCUGCCGACGGGCUGCUCUUCAGGUCGCUGUCUCACGUGUCGCCGCGGACGCGCACGCCGGCGGCGGCGUGCGUGCUUUCGGGGACUUUGGCGUCGCUCGUGGCGCUGCUGGUGAGUCUGCGCGACCUGAUCGAGAUGAUGUCCAUCGGCACGCUGCUGGCGUACACGCUGGUUAGCGUGUGCGUGCUGCUGCUGCGCUACCAGCCCGACGGCGAGCCGGAAGACGGCCCGGAGCUUGACGUUUCCUCCAGCGACCACGACGGCGAAUCCUGCGAGUCACGGCCGCAAAGGCUUCCGGACGUUCCGGCGGCGGCGGCGCGGCCCACGGCGUCGAGCGGGCGCACGGUGACACGCUGCACGCUGGCCUUCUUCGCGCUGUCCUUCCUGCUGUGGACCGCCGUCAUCUUCGGCGCCGAGCGGGGCGCCGGGACGGGCGCCGCCGCCGUCUGGGGCCUGACGGCGGCGCUGACGGCCGCCGCCAUGGCCGCGCUCUUGCUCGCCGUGGCGCGGCAGCCGCAGAGCGGGCGGCGCCUGGACUACGCGGCGCCCUGCGUGCCCUUUGUUCCCGCGGCGGCCAUCUUGGUCAACAGCUACCUGAUGCUCAAGUUGUCGGCGCUCACGUGGGCGCGCUUCUCCGUCUGGUGCGCCGUCGGCCUGCUGAUCUACGUCUUCUACGGCGUGUGGCACAGCUCCCUGGAGGUGAACGCUCGCCAGGAGGAAGCCCACGCCAGCUCCUACCGACGCUUCGACGACCCCUACGACGACCCCCGAGAGCGGGACGACCGACUCUACCGGCCGCCGGCCCCCCCGGAAAGCGACUUCCGCUACCAGAACGACGCGUACGACGCGGGGCCGAGCGAGGACGACGGCGGACAUUUCGGGUACCAGAGUGGAGGAGGAGGAGGAGGAGGAUGAAGGCUGCGCCGAUAUGCCGAACAGUCCCGCCUUCGACAACUAGAAGGAAAAGAACUGUCGCGAUGGCAGCAAACAUCAGCUGUCCGACACCCAAGGGUUCGGGUGCACACACACACAAACAGCUUCGGCCACAGCUCGUCGGUUAAUAUUAUUCGUGUGCUAAUAUUGAGGCUAGCUGGCUAACAGCAUUUUAGUCUUCAGCUUGUUUUUAAGUGUUUCUUGUUGAGUUUGAAAACAUUUGUUUGAGUGUUAAAUGUUUUUUGAAAAGUCCAAAAAGGUUUUCUGUAAGAACACAGUAACAUGCGUAAGUAAAGUAUAGCACUUCACUUUUUCCAAAAUGGCUUCAGUUCAUAUUUUGUCUCAAAAUUCUACACUUCCCCCCUCCCCCAACUGACAAUGUGAACAAAGUUUAUUUUUACAAAAUGUUUUUUUUUUUUGUCCAUACAUGAUGAUGAUGUGUUGCUAUAGACAACUUUAAACAAGGUCUCAAAACAAUAAUUGAUUUGACGUGCGGAAAGGAAAAGAUGAGCGGCUGGUUCAUCGAUGAAUUGUUGGACCUCCGAUCAUCACGUAACGCAAGCGACGUAAACGCCGACGUUCAAAUUUGGGUUGAAAACAAAUCAAAGGACGCAUGUUUCAGU
This is a messenger RNA of Phyllopteryx taeniolatus (common seadragon), 3820 nucleotides long. RefSeq names its product probable cationic amino acid transporter. Gene Ontology annotation, molecular function: amino acid transmembrane transporter activity. The record is from RefSeq and is a predicted model, not a curated record. Lineage: Eukaryota; Metazoa; Chordata; Actinopteri; Syngnathiformes; Syngnathidae. Gene Ontology annotation, cellular component: plasma membrane. Gene Ontology annotation, biological process: amino acid transport; transmembrane transport. The transcript has 10 exons. The coding region runs from base 1218 to 3179 and encodes 653 amino acids.